Messenger RNA from Merops nubicus (carmine bee-eater), 740 nucleotides. Its product is annotated as sulfotransferase 6B1-like. Gene Ontology annotation, molecular function: sulfotransferase activity. Gene Ontology annotation, cellular component: cytoplasm. Gene Ontology annotation, biological process: sulfation. The transcript is spliced from 6 exons. The annotation marks the transcript as partial. The record is from RefSeq and is a predicted model, not a curated record. NCBI's taxonomy places the organism in Eukaryota, Metazoa, Chordata, Aves, Coraciiformes, Meropidae.
GCACAAACUGGGUAGGUCAAAUCUUAGGUGAUCUGGUAGCCAUAUUUGAAAAGAAAACACAGAAUGAAGCAAGCAGUGUGAAUAAUGAAGAGCUAGAAGAAUUUCCCUACCUUGAACUUGGAGAUACUGGGAAAUACGAGCGAAUGAAAAAAUUACCUUCUCCAAGACUUAUAUGUACUCAUCUCCUGCCUGAAAAUCUUCCCCAGUCCAUCUUCAAAAAUAAAGCCAAGAUUUUGUUGCUGAUUCGCAAUCCCAAAGAUGUAGCUGUAUCUUUUUAUCAUUUUUCCAAUGUCAUGUCUCCUCUUCCCUCCUAUGAGACCUGGGAUGAUUUCUUCGUAGCUUUCAUGUCAAAGAAAAUGCCCUGGGGAUGCUACUUUGAAUACCUUACUGCAUGGAACAAAUAUGCUGAUGAUGAAAAUGUUAUGACAAUAACUUAUGAAGAGCUAAAAGAGAAUCCAGUCCUGGGUGUGAAAAAUAUAGCUGCAUUCUUUGGGAUUUCCCUGACUGAAAAAGAGCUUCAGAACGUGGUAGAGAGGAGCAGUUUCCAGUCAAUGAAGAAGAACUCACAGAAGACCCAUGGGGCGUUUGGCAAUAUUCUCUUUCGCAAAGGUGGUGUAAGUGACUGGAAGAAUCUUUUCAGUGAAGACCAGAAUAAGAUUAUGGACAAAGCAUUUGAAGAACGUAUGGGAGGAACUAAACUGGGAACAAAGUUGAAGUAUGAAAUGUACUGUAAAGCCUGA